Messenger RNA from Priceomyces carsonii, 1098 nucleotides. RefSeq names its product putative serine/threonine-protein kinase (gene PPG1). Bases 1 to 1098 code for a protein of 365 amino acids. The transcript has a single exon. Gene Ontology annotation, cellular component: FAR/SIP/STRIPAK complex. Gene Ontology annotation, molecular function: protein serine/threonine phosphatase activity. Lineage: Eukaryota; Fungi; Ascomycota; Pichiomycetes; Serinales; Debaryomycetaceae. The record is from RefSeq and is a predicted model, not a curated record.
AUGACUGUUCCCUUUAAUGUCCCCCGAAGUGAUUUGGAUUAUUGCUUAGAACAGCUAUUAAUUCAUAAACCACCGCGACUUCUACCUCCAGAAACACUCCAGCAAUUAUGCCAUUCAUUGAAAUCACAGCUAUUGAUGACACCUAACAUAAUGUCAAUAUCGUCACCCAUUACGAUAGUGGGUGACAUUCACGGUCAAUAUCAUGAUUUAUUGGAAAUCUUUGAAAUAGGAGGCUCUCCCCCGAACACGAAUUAUUUAUUUUUAGGUGAUUACGUUGAUAGAGGUUACUACUCUGUAGAAACUAUAUCACUAUUGAUUGUUUUGAAAUUACGCUAUCCUGAAAGAGUGUUCUUAAUUCGUGGAAAUCAUGAAUCGAGAACGAUUACAACGAACUAUGGGUUUUAUUCUGAGGUUUUAAAUAAGUACAACGGAUCAUCCGAAGUGUGGACGUUACUUACGGAUCUAUUUGAUUAUUUGCCUUUAGGGGCCACCAUAGACGGUACUAUAUUUGCUACGCACGGUGGAUUAUCCCCUAGCUGCCAACAAUUGGAUCAGAUCAGAACUAUUGACAGAUUCAAAGAAAUUCCACACGAUGGCAUAAUGGCAGACUUAGUUUGGUCCGAUCCUGAUCCUGAAAUCUUUGAUUUCAAGCUAUCCCCAAGAGGUGCUGGUUAUCUCUUUGGGUUUGAAGUUGCAAACAAGUUUUGCAAUGACAAUAAUCUAGUGCAGCUUGUCAGAGCACAUCAGCUAUGCAACGAAGGCUACGUUAGCUAUUGGAACGGUAAAUGCGUCACAGUCUGGUCAGCACCCAACUACUGCUACAGGUGUGGGAAUAAGGCUAGUGUAUUAGAAGUUCUUCAUUCAAAUUACCAAAACAAGGACUCAGAGUUCCGUGCUCAAAAGGAACCUCGGGCCAACGAGCAAGGAGUGCUACCUGGUCAAUACUUUAACGUUUUUGAAGCCUCCCCCGAGAAUGAUGAAGAUACUCUUAAUGGCAAGGGCGUCAAUGGAAUAGAUUCGAGCUCGAGUAUCACUGAUUCUAUAUUCAGUGAAUUUUUUCAACAGAAAAAGCGACAACACAUAGAGUAUUUUCUAUAA